Onychostoma macrolepis is the source of this 5917-nucleotide messenger RNA. It is a transcript of the gene rap1gapb, whose product is annotated as RAP1 GTPase activating protein b. Gene Ontology annotation, cellular component: cytoplasm. Gene Ontology annotation, biological process: activation of GTPase activity; regulation of small GTPase mediated signal transduction. NCBI's taxonomy places the organism in Eukaryota, Metazoa, Chordata, Actinopteri, Cypriniformes, Cyprinidae. The coding region runs from base 2009 to 4072 and encodes 687 amino acids. The record is from RefSeq and is a predicted model, not a curated record. The transcript is spliced from 23 exons. Gene Ontology annotation, molecular function: GTPase activator activity.
AUGUAUUUCACUAAUGCAAGAUGCUUAUACAAUCAGCUCAGCAUCUCUGCAGAGCCACGCUGGGAUUAUAAUGGCUGUGAAUUUAGUUUCAACAUGAUCCAAGUGAAAUUGGAUUGUAAACAAGUUACCUUAGCAUGACUUUUUUUAAUUUAAUGUUUAUUGUCUGUGGAUUAUGGUCUUUGCAUUAGGGUUUUGUUGAAUUCCCCAACUACUAAUAGUAAGCAAGGUUGCAUAAUGCAGAUCUUAUCACACAAAAGAUAUUGCAAAUGAGUUCUUUUUAAUAUCUCAGUUGUUCCAUUUGAGAGCAAAUUGAGACUUAUAAAUGGCAAAUGUUUUAUUAGAUUUGUUUUUGGGCCCCUAAAAGCAUUAAAUGGACUAAUUUUUUCCUGUCUGCUGGCAUUCAUGUCACAGUUCAAGAUGGACGUUAAUGAAUGGCAUGGAAAUGCGUGCAUCAUUUUCCUGCAGUGCUAGAGUAAUUCAUCACAUGGCAUUUACAGCUCAUUUACAGCUGACCAAUUUUGAUGGAAAAAACAACAACUUAAACAACUAGAGAUUUUAAAUGACAUAAAAAUAAGUUUAAGUUAAAGUACUAGAAUUGCUAACACUAAAACUGAAAGAAAAAUAAAUUGAAGCUAAAUAGAAGCUAAUUAAAAUGACUUUUUUUUUUUACUUUGUUUUAUUUUAUCUCAGCGAUUGUCUCACUUCUGUCUGUUUUUAUUUGUCCUACUUCAUUUUAUGAGAAACGUCUGACAUGAAGUUAAUACUGAAAUGAAAAUAGAAAAUAGUCUCAGCGACCUCUGAGAACAGACAUUGCGAAACCUGCCUCAGAGGAAUGAAAUUCUGGGUUUCCCACCAAUUCCUUCCAGAGUCUGUAAACACCUUGAUCCUGGGAACAGGAGGCAGGAUGAUCCCAGAAUCAGUAUAGUUUGGGAUGCUGCAUCAGAUUCCCCUGAAUCCCAGAGCAAUAACAGCAUUACAACAGGAUGGUUUUACCACAACACCAUCAUGCAACUUUUGUACGAAGAUAGUAGAAAACAGAGAAGUUCAUUUUGAACAAGGCUUAUAUCCAACCCUAUCCCCGUAACUCUGCUUUGGCUGCACAUUAUUCACAUUUAUAGCCAUUUUUGAAGCUGUUUUCUGUAUUGCCUUAAAAUAUUCUCACAUUAGGGUUAUUAAACAGCCUGCCUGCCUACGACACUCAUGCUGUUGCAGUAUUUCUGUAAUAUGGUGUUGGCAAAUGCAUUGUAGUUGUGCAACAUGUGGCCGUAAUGUGACAAGAGGAAGUCAUAUUAUCUUUCAGCAACUGUGACAUUAUAUCAUCUUACCAUUUUAUAUUUUUAGCCUGCUUUUAGCAGUAUUUCUGACAGAUGCACUAUAAUAAUGGGAAAUAUUUGCAGCUAUAUAUUACAUUAGAUAUUUGGAGAAUGAAGAAAGAGAAGCUUGUGUACAAAGCGCUAAAUGCACAAAACCUCAUCUGUUAUUCUACUAUUGCGGUAACAUCUUAAGGUCACUUGAAGGUCUUAGAUUUAGAUUUUAAAAAAAAAAGUCAUGAGAUUUCACAGACUCACUUCAUGCGAACCUUCACAAGGCAGUCAUUGGGCAUUUUCAAGUAUUGAAAAGAGCAGUUUUGACAUUUUGAUAAUUGGUGAUUUCUGCAACAGUGUUUUGUGCAAUUUAAUUAUUAAAGAUACAAAAAACACUUUUUUGCAUGUCCUUUGGCUAGUAACUCUGAGGGGGCAUGUGUGGUUUGAAUGGGCAUGACGCUUCUGGGCUCACACACACACACACACACACACUUACCAGUGAUUUCCUUCAUUAGAGGCUGUUUCGUAUGGCACGCUUGACUAGAAUGGGGAAGUUGUAGCAGAUUGGGGAAGCUAUUGGCCUUUUUCUUGCCUUCCCCGCUGCUUUUCUCAUGAGUAGAACAUAUGAAGAUUGAGAGAAAGAGUGUUUCGUUGCCGGUUACAGUCGUGUCUCUAAGGCUUCAGCUGAUUUAAUUGACUUCAUCAUGGCUAAGAGUUUGUACAGGUUUCGCAGUCCAGCUCUCGCUGCCAUGCACCACCGCAGGCGCUUCAGUGAUACAUCAGAUAUAUUUGCAAUGAUAGAGCGAAUGCAGGGCAGUAGAAUGGACGAGCAGAGGUGCUCUCUUCCGCCUCCUCUCAAAACAGAGGAAGAUUACAUUCCAUAUCCCAGCGUCCAUGAGGUAUUGGGUCGUACAGGCACUUUACCGCUCAUUCUGCUGCCCCAGUUUGGGGGUUACUGGAUUGAAGGGACCAAUCAUGAUUUAGGCUCCUCCUCCACACCAGAGGAACCGCCCCCUUGUCCUGUAUCACAGGAUAAACUGGAGACAAACAGCAUAGCCAAGAUCUACAGGAAACACUUUCUGGGCAAGGAGCACUUUAAUUAUUACUCAGUGGACAGCGCUCUGAGCCACCUGGUCUUCUCUGUGAAGUAUGAUGUUAUUGGAGACCAGGAGCACCUUCGACUGUUGCUUAGGUCAAGGUUUAAAACCUACCAUGAUGUGAUACCAAUUUCUUGUCUGACCGAGUUCCCCAAUGUUGUGCAGAUGGCGAAGCUUGUCUGUGAAGAGGUGAAUGUGGACCGAUUUUAUCCAGUCUUAUACCCAAAGGCAUCCAGACUUAUUGUGACAUUUGAUGAGCACGUCAUCAACAACAACUUCAAGUUUGGAGUCAUCUACCAGAAAUUUGCACAGACAUCAGAAGAGGAGCUUUUCGGAAACAAUGAGGAAAGUCCAGCUUUUGUUGAGUUUCUGGAGUUCUUGGGAGAGAAGAUUGAACUUCAUGAUUUUAAAGGCUUUCGUGGUGGCCUGGAUGUGACACAUGGUCAGACAGGAGCUGAGUCAGUCUACCACAACUUCCACAACAAAGAGAUAAUGUUCCACGUGUCCACUAAGCUGCCAUACACUGAAGGUGAUUCCCAGCAGCUCCAGAGGAAGAGGCAUAUUGGAAAUGACAUUGUGGCUAUUGUGUUCCAAGAAGAAAAUACACCAUUUGUACCCGAUAUGAUUGCAUCAAAUUUCCUUCACGCUUAUGUAGUGGUUCAAGUGGAGAACGCCUGUACUGAUAACGUCCUCUAUAAGGUAUCUGUGACGGCAAGAGAUGAUGUGCCUUUCUUUGGACCAGCCCUCCCAGACCCAGCUGUCUUUAAAAAGGGUCCCGAGUUUCAUGAGUUCCUCUUGACCAAACUGAUCAAUGCUGAAUAUUCCUGCUAUAAAGCAGAGAAGUUUGCCAAGCUGGAGGAGAGGACACGUUUUGCUCUGCUGGAGACUUUAUAUGAGGAGCUGCACAUGAACAGCCAGUCCAUGAUGGGACUGGGAGGAGACGAUGACAAACUGGAGAAUGGAGGAGGAGGAGGCGGUGGCUUCUUUGAGUCUUUCAAGCGAGUAAUCCGCAAUAGAAGUCAGUCUAUGGAUGCCAUGGGCCUCAGUAACAAGAAGCCACACACUGUCUCCACCAGCCACAGCGGAAGCUUUACACACAACCCCCCAGACACCCCCAAAACACCCGGCAUUUCCUUGAUUAUUCCUGGAAAAAGCCCAACCCGUAAGAAAUCUGGUCCAUUCAGUUCCAGGAGGAGCAGUGCCAUUGGGAUUGAGAACAUACAAGAAGUUCAGGAGAGAAGCAGUCGUGAGGUGUCCCCUAGUCCACAGAGGACAUCUGACGGUGGACACGUCACUCAGGACUUCAGAUUAGACAACUCGUCCAGUCAGAGCUCACCUGAGAUGCAAAUCACCAAAAUCGGUUCGGCCCUGUGCUGUCGAGCUCCCUCAAUCCCAGAGUCUCAGGAUCUAUCUCGCUCCUCGUCCAAUGCCAGUAGCUUCACCAGCGUGGUGGAGGAGAACGAGCUGGAACAUGAAGUGACAGAGGACUAUGACACAGGACUGGAGAGUCUAUCAUCAGCCGGUACGCCUCACAAACGAGAUUCGUUUACAUACAGUGGCGUGUGGUUGGAAGACGGCCCUGGUACUACUAGUCAGAGCAGUUCACACGGUCCCUUUCGACAGCAAUCUGAACCUCGUCCAAAAACAGAGAGACAACACUCGAACUGCUAGCUGUCCUGUAGGCUGAAGAUGACUUCAUGGAUGUCCAUCAACAGCAUUUUCAUAAGCAGCCCUCUGCAGCGGACGCUCGAUGUGCUCACAAGAGUUCCUGUAGAGAUGGAUGUGAAGGGGAGUGAACUGCUAGCUCCAGCCUGGAUGUGUACAGUCGGGCAAGUGUGCAUCAGAGUAUCAGCGCGCUCUUGUAAGGACUUGACCCCCUUAUCUUCUAUCAUGUGGCUGUUGGCCUGCCUGGCUUGUGUUGAAGGCUGCUGGUACACGUCUAGAAGAACAGAGAUGAGCUGCUAGCAGGCGACGAAUCACGCAUGAUUAUGGCCUUAUCAUAGGCUGCUUUCUUUCUUUCUGUCCACAGCAGCCCUCAUUGUGUGGCUUUGGGUUUUAUUUGUAAUAUUUAUUUAUUUAUUGAGUAGGUCUUUUAGUAACGGGGGGUGGUAAGUUGUCACAAGCUUUCGGCAUUUUUCAGAAUAUCAAAUGAGGUUCAACCUAAACCCAUCAUGCUUAAAAUACACACGAACCCGCAAAGCACUGUAAUACACAUCUAUGUGUGGUUCUGUUUUGUUGCUUUUUGUGUCAUGAUGUAAUGAUGUUGAAAAUGAAUAUAGGUAAAUGUUAAAUGUUGUUCUUCAGUGUGGUUUUCUAUCUUCUGGUGUCAAGCGCCCAAGCCAUUUCCCGUCCCGUCCAAUAAAUGAAGCGUCGGCAUUAUAAUUUAUGAUAAAAUGAAUAGAUCAGGUGUGAGAUGCUGUAUACUUUUUAAAUAUUAUUUAUUAAGAUUAUGCUGUUUUACUGAUCAACAUAUUUUGUAUGGCCACAACUGUUUGUGGUGAAACUGACGUGUGUAAACUGUACACUAAUGUAGUGGCCUCAUGUUUGUAGUUUCAUGUUUAAAGCUAGCUGUGUAGAUUAAAACAUCAGUGUCUCUCAAGUCAGAUAUAUCGGAAGUCCUGAAGACCUUUUAGCUUAUAUGACAGGUGAGCAAUAUGAAUGUAAAACAGCAGACACAUAUAUGAUGGUGGUUAUGGAUUAUGGAAAACACUAAGUCAGAAUAUAUUCAUCCGAUGCUUUAAUGUUCAAUAGAAAAUGGUAGGAAAUUAAUUUUGUUUUCAAAUACAAAUGCAUGUUUAAUUCAUUGCAAACAAACAAACAAAAAAAAAGCCAAUUUUAGCCCAUUUUACAUAUCAUGCAAUCAAAAUAUUUUAGUUUUUAAACAUAGCAUUAUGGUGUUAAUGCUUUCCCAUUCAUCUCAAUGGCUUGUCAGAUAGAGACUGAAUUUUUUUUUUUUUGAGCCAUAAAUGUGAUGAAUUAUUUUGAGCACCUAUCCUAAGCUGUGACAUUAAAACAAAAAGAAAGUCACUGGCAACAUCAACUCUAAUCAAACUAAAUAUUCACAAUUUGUUGUUUGCAAAAUCAUUUUAGUCACUUUUACAGCUCCUUAAAAUACUGUGGUAUUUUCUGUACGAUGCAUAUUUUAAAGAAUACUAUGGUAUUACUGUCAUAGAAGAAAGAUGGCAUUACCAUAAUUUUGUGUCCAAAAAACAUCUUUUUUGUAAGACUAAUUUCCUAAUUCGCUUAUUUUUGGCUGACUGAAUCCAUACUUUCGCUGUGUCAGAGCCCUAAAUCUCUGCUGAUUGGUCGAACUGUACAUAAUGUGUUUGCACAUGCUAGAGACAUUAAGCACAAUCUCAUUCCAAACAAACACCGACCGCUUUCUGCAAGUGAUUGUGUUCUCCUUUACGAGUGCUUAUUAUGCUACUUUUAUGAAAUGUUUCACUGUAAAUACAUUUUCUCCUUUUUUGUAAUAAAACAAAAAUUGUUUAAUAAAGAUCAGAGAGGUUCAUGGAA